AUGGCAGCUCCCCUGGCAGAGUUGAGGACGGCCAAAAUGGCCGCGGACGAAGCCUCGAGGUUUGUGGGUGGUCGCAUCUUCUCUGUGGGUCACUCCAACAAUGAGGCCGACCAGUUCUUCAAGCUCCUUGACAGGCACAACGUGAAGGAGCUCGUGGACAUCCGCAGCAUACCCUCGAGUGGGAAGUUCCCCCACUUCAAGCGAGGUGCACUUCUGCAGCUUUGUGAGCGCCGGGGCAUUUCCUACCGCCAUUGUCCAGAGCUGGGCAACAAAGGAGUGGACGGUGGCAUCCUCGCCCUGCUUGCCACAGAGGCCGGCGCAGCAGCUCUGGAAAAGUUGGCCACCACCGCAAGCGAGGCGACACACCUGGGCCCCAAGACGGCGAUGAUGUGCGCGGAAGCAGACUGGCGUGACUGCCACCGACAGGUGGUGGCCCAGCGACUGUUGGAGCAGUUCGGCGUCAUCGUGGCGCACAUCAAGCGCGACGGCUCCCUGGAGCAUCAUCCGCAAGACCACCUUCUGCCACCGCGCUACUUGGGAGUGCAGAUGGGUCCGGCUCCGGCCCCACGCUUCGCGUCGGCCUACUCGGCCGAGGCCUUCUGCUGCGCAGAGCCCGCAGGUCUCCUGGAGGGCUACUCCAAGAGCCUACCAGGAGCUCCGGAGCCUCCUCCACCGCUCGCCUUAGAGGUGGGGGCAAAGCCCAAGCGCCGUUGGAGUCGCUGGGGCCGUGUGUGA
Molecule: messenger RNA, 735 nt
Organism: Symbiodinium natans
Lineage: Eukaryota; Dinophyceae; Suessiales; Symbiodiniaceae
Source: the annotation of a GenBank genome assembly